AUGCUCGGAUGGCCAAGCCCAGCAUGGAGAGCGUGCGGCGUUUGCGGUCGGGCAACAACGGCCCGUCUGGGGCGUAAAUUCAGGCACCAAGCAGCAGCAGCAGCAGCAGCAAGAUCAUCAUCCACAACAGCAACAGCAACAGCAUCAACAGGGCAGCAGCAGCAGCAACAAACCAUCACAACAAGACUCGCAGAAAAGCCAGCGCGGACCCGUUUUGCCCCAUCACCUACCGGAUUUCUGCACCUCGGCUCGCUCCGCACCGCCUUGUUCAACUACCUGCUCGCCAAGGCCACUGGCGGACAGUUCCUGCUCCGGCUCGAAGACACGGACCGGACACGGAUAGUGCCCGAGGCCGAGUCGCGCCUCUACCAGGACCUCAGGUGGGCGGGCCUGCUGUGGGACGAAGGGCCGGACGUGGGCGGGCCGAGCGGCCCGUACAGGCAGUCGGAGCGGCUUGGGCACUACUCCAAGUACGCGCAGCAGCUGCUCGACAGCGGCAGGGCCUACCGUUGCUUCUGCACCAGGGAGGAGCUCGCGGCGUCGCAACUCGGGUCGCAGGCCGAGACCGGCGCCGGUGGACGCUACCCGGGGACGUGCCUCGCCGUGUCGGCCGACGAGUCCGAGGAGAGGGCCGCGAGAGGAGACGCCCACGUGAUUCGGUUCAGGAGCAAUACCAAGCCCUUCACCGUGCCGGAUCUGGUGUACCGUCGCUUCAGGAAGAAGCACAUGGAGGACGACUUCAUCAUCAUGAAGAGCGAUGGGUUCCCGACGUACCAUUUCGCGAAUGUCGUCGAUGACCACCUGAUGGAUAUAACGCACGUCAUCAGGGGAGCUACCCUCCUCCUCGCCCCCCGGCGGCAGGAAUGGUUGAUAUCGACCCCUAUGCACUGCGACCUGUACGACGCCCUGGGCUGGAAGGAACCGAUAUUCGCCCACGUCGGCUUGCUGGUCAACAAGGACCGCCAGAAACUGAGCAAGCGCAACUCGGAUAUCCAAAUCUCUUCCUAUCAAGAGCAAAACAUACUCCCCGAGGCCCUCGUCGACUUUGUGGCUCAUCUCGGCUGGCGGGCCCCUUCGAAGAAGGGAGCGUUGACUCUGUCGGAUCUCGUCGACCAUUUUGAUUUGAAAUUCACCAAAGGCGACAUCGUGACAGACCUCGACAAGAUACAAUACCACCAGGUUCAGCAUCUUGUUCGACAGCUAGAAAACCAAAACACUGCAUCAGAACAAGAUUCCCUGAGCUCCAUCGUUGAUACCGUCUCCAGCAUGAUUAGCGGCGCCACGAAGCCUACAGACGGCUUGCAUGCUGCCCUCAAAGGCCAACCCGACAGUGCCGACAGACGAGAGUACAUUCGAGCCGUGCUACGCCUGCUGAGCAACAAAGCUUGGCCGCUCGAGAAGGUUGUCGAGGGCAACAUGCAUCUCUUUUGGCGUCCUACUGGCCAACAACUGGCUGAUAGCUUGGCUCAGCUUCAGACGUCACUAGGCUCCAUCACGAUCAACAAUGCGGAUGGCGACGUUCAUGGUGCUCUGACGCUCAUCCAAGACGUUCUCAAUGGUAUCAGUGAGGAGAAGUGGGAAGCUGAAACCCUCAAAAACUCUAUGACGUCGAUACACUCGGCCAUAACCUGUCGGGAUGCCGAAGGAAACGAGAUACCUCAUGCACACUACAAGCCCUGGAGGUGGUUCCUCCUUGGAUCAAACCCAGGCCCAGCUAUACACUCAAUUCUGGAGUUGUUCGGCCGAGAGGAGACUUUGAGGCGUCUAGACGAGGCUAUGCAUGUACUCAAGCGCUCGCAAGAAGCUUCAGUCAACGAUGCCACCGCAGCCCAUGCGGUAGUUUAA
Messenger RNA from Pyricularia grisea, 1845 nucleotides. RefSeq lists its product as uncharacterized. Gene Ontology annotation, molecular function: zinc ion binding; ATP binding; tRNA binding. The record is from RefSeq and is a predicted model, not a curated record. The transcript is spliced from 3 exons. The coding region runs from base 1 to 1845 and encodes 614 amino acids. Gene Ontology annotation, biological process: glutamyl-tRNA aminoacylation. Lineage: Eukaryota; Fungi; Ascomycota; Sordariomycetes; Magnaporthales; Pyriculariaceae.